AUGUUCAAGGAGUUCGACGUGGACAACAACGGCUCCAUAGACUUCCAGGAGUUUCAGGCAAUCAUGGACAGCAUCUUCCUGGACCGGCAGGGCAUCCGCGCUCACGAUGGCUGGAGGAAAAAAGUCCUGGUCAGCCUCGAGUCUCGGCUCCGACCUCCUCCUCCCAUGCGCCCCGUCGGGCUGUCGGGCGGACGCCUCGUCAUGUCAAGCAUCUCGACCAACGUCAAGGCGGAGCAAGAGUGCUCGACCGCGGACAUUCUGAACCAGAGGACCGGCAGGGAACUCUUUGCCAGCAGGAUCGUGUCCCCUGACGAGCAGGUCAGCAAGGCCGUCCUCUCCCUCCGUUGCUCCAACCUCCCCGACUUCCGGUCAAGGCAGUUCGGGAAGCAGGAGAAGCCGGCCUUCCCCUGCCGGCCGCUCGCCGUGCUCAACGUGCAGGACCCGAGGACAAUGACGUGGUUCAAGGCAGGACACUCGUCGUGGCUGGACGCGAAGCCCACAAGGAUGGAGUUCGAGCUUGACUUCGACUACUUCAACAGCAUUGACAACUACGAGAUCUGCAUGUACGACCUGGAGGACGGGACAGGUGGCUGA
Molecule: messenger RNA, 594 nt
Organism: Guillardia theta CCMP2712
Lineage: Eukaryota; Cryptophyceae; Pyrenomonadales; Geminigeraceae
Exons: 1
Coding region: 1-594 (197 amino acids)
Molecular function (GO): calcium ion binding
Source: RefSeq, a predicted model, not a curated record